Durio zibethinus is the source of this 1083-nucleotide messenger RNA. Lineage: Eukaryota; Viridiplantae; Streptophyta; Magnoliopsida; Malvales; Malvaceae. The record is from RefSeq and is a predicted model, not a curated record.
AUGUCUAUAUCUGCACUGUCAGCUAAGCUUAUUGUGCAUGCAUUGUACUUGGAAAUAAGCUUUAAAUAUAUCAAGUCCAUUCAAGUUGCAAAAAAUGUAAGUGUCCCACCGGAUGCCCCGGGAUGCAAUUGCAAAGGAGAGUGCACCAAUCCAAGGUCUUGUUCUUGUGCUCAACUUAAUGGUGGUGACUUUCCAUAUGUGUCUCAAGAUGGUGGCAGAUUAUUUGAAGCAAAAGAUGUUGUAUUUGAAUGUGGUCCAAAAUGUGGCUGUGGGCCACAGUGUGUCAAUCGCACAUCUCAGCAGGGAUUAAAAUACCACCUUGAGGUUUAUUGCACUAAAGACAAAGGAUGGGCUGUUAGAUCUUGGGACUUUAUUCCUUCUGGUGCACCAGUUUGUGAAUAUGUUGGAGUUCUAAGGAAGAAUGAUGAACUAGAAGAUAUUUCAGAAAAUGACUACAUAUUUGAGAUUGAUUGCUGGCAUACUAUGAAAGGGAUGGGAGGAAGAGAGAGACGCCUACGUGAUGUAUCUAUUCCUGCAUCAAACCGUGUGAAUGAAGUCGAUGAGAAAACUUUAGAAAGUGAAUACGAGCCUGAGUUUUGCAUAGAUGCCAGUUCCUUUGGUAAUGUUGCCAGAUUUAUUAAUCACAGUUGUGAUCCUAACCUCUUUGUUCAAUGCAUACUAAGCUCUCACCAUGAUGUUAGACUUGCCCGUAUAGUCCUCUUUGCUGCAGAUAAUAUUCCUCCCAUGCAGGAACUUACAUAUGACUAUAAUUAUGCAAUUGAUAGCGUUAUUGGUCCUGAUGGCAAAACAAAACAGGUGCCUUGCUUCUGUGGUACAGCUGAUUGUAGGAAGCGUUUAUAUUAGGCAAUCCAAGUUUUGGCAUUGUGGGGAGAGUCGCAGCCAGCAGCACUGUAGAGCAGAGAGUCCCCGCUGUGUUUAUUUGGUAUUGAUGAUGAUUCCCAAUCAGUGCCCUUGAGGCUUUUCUUCAAGGUUAAUAUUUGAGCAAAGAUGUUGGAAUCAUCCAUGAAGCCUCCAAAUCUCCUCACUGCUGCAAUUUUGUGUUGAGGCUGCUUCACUGGGUGU